This is a messenger RNA of Cryphonectria parasitica EP155, 748 nucleotides long. It is a transcript of the gene Cryparin, whose product is annotated as Cryparin. NCBI's taxonomy places the organism in Eukaryota, Fungi, Ascomycota, Sordariomycetes, Diaporthales, Cryphonectriaceae. The transcript has 3 exons. Bases 106 to 462 code for a protein of 118 amino acids. The record is from RefSeq and is a predicted model, not a curated record. Gene Ontology annotation, cellular component: extracellular region.
AUCAUCGACAACAAGAAUCUUCGCAGCUACCUUUGCUACAGUCCAUCUUCUCAAUUCCGUAACUUGCAAAGUCUUCGGGUCAUUUCCCUCCAAACUUCAAUCAAAAUGCAGUUCUCCAUCAUUGCCAUCUCCUUCCUUGCCUCCCUCGCUAUGGCCUCGCCUGCCAAGCGCGGCGGUGGUGGUGGCGGCUCUGGCUCUGGCUCUGGCUCUGGCUCUGGCUCUGGCUCCGGAGGCGGCUCCACGACCUACACCGCUUGCAGCUCCACUCUGUACAGCGAGGCUCAGUGCUGUGCCACCGACGUCCUCGGCGUUGCUGACCUGGACUGCGAGACUGUUCCCGAGACCCCCACCAGCGCAUCAAGCUUCGAGUCUAUCUGCGCCACGUCCGGCAGAGAUGCCAAGUGCUGCACGAUUCCUCUCCUCGGCCAGGCUCUCCUCUGCCAGGACCCAGUUGGUCUGUAAGGGGAUUCCGAAGUCUGAUAGCAGAUCGACCGUGCCCAAGCCCAGGCUCGCAGGUGGCACUUGCAAAAGUUGAGGUUGAGAUGCUUCGGAGUUGAUUAGACACACGUAGCAAAGGUGAAGGGAUUGGGCCCUUUGAUGCGAACUGCCACUCCUUUUUUAAUGUCUUUUUGUCUUCACAUCAAAGUGUAAUAAUUUGGCCCAUCCUUUCUUGCUCUUUUAUUCAUAGUUAGCUGGCGCCGUUAUUAGCAAUCCAUUGAGCUCAAUGCAUGCGUGGCUUGACGUUGCA